AUGACAGUUGAAACUGUACUGUUGACACAGGUUGGUACACAGAUUAUAAAAAGAAGUAAAUGCCACAGAGUUUAUGAUGAGAGCAAACAGGAUAACUAUACAGAGGAUUUAAUAAACUGUGGGAAGAGGUUGGGAAAUGCAAUGGGGUUGGGAAGAGAGAUUGAUUCCAAGAUGGCCGAGAGUACUAAAUUUUGGGGUAUGGCACCUAUCAUCCUGAAGAUGAGCAAAGACCCCACCAACUUCUACAUAGGUCGAGCACUGUGGUUCAGCAUUACUUUUUUUUAUAUUUCAGUUGUGUAUGUAGUGCAAAACACCUGGCUUCACCUGGAUGUAGACUUCCAGUGCCAUGGAAAUAUCUCCAAAACCUGUCUGGCAGAAUGCUAUGAGAAUCACUUCACGAGGCCUAUAUUAGGAGUUUGGUAUGUGGUUGGCUUUGCCUUUUCCUCCAUUUUUUUUGUGAUGGAGUUUUUUGUCUCUCAGACCGUGCAUAAGCAAACCAAGAUAUUUAAGAAGGCAUCUUUGGAAAAGGAACCCCAUGGCUCUGAGAGAAACGCAGACCACGUAGACACAAAGGAAGAUGAGAUUUUUGACUUAUCCCGGGAGAAGCCCCUCCUGAUAAUGUAUCUUGUCUACUUUCUCAUUCAGUGGUCUGUACAGGUGAUCUUCUUGGUCAUUCUCAUUCACUAUCACCUACCACUGAUUAAAAAACCCAUUCAGUGCAGUACCCACAUGUGUCAUGGACCUUAUGCAUGCGUGCUGUUGGGGACACAGGAAAAGAUGAUGUCCAUCAUACUUCUGGCUACACUGUCAGUGGUUAUCAUGAUGUUUUGUAUUAUGUUUUUCCUGUAUACCAUUAACACAUACAUAGUCAUGGGACAGAAAUCGACCUGA
This is a messenger RNA of Enhydra lutris kenyoni (northern sea otter), 891 nucleotides long. RefSeq lists its product as uncharacterized. The record is from RefSeq and is a predicted model, not a curated record. Lineage: Eukaryota; Metazoa; Chordata; Mammalia; Carnivora; Mustelidae. Bases 1 to 891 code for a protein of 296 amino acids. The transcript has 2 exons.